AUGAGAAGGUGUCACUCUUAUUAUGCACCAAUUUGGACACCAGAUGAAAUCUGGAUACUAUGGAGAGAACAAUGGAAAGAGAAAACGACAGCUGAUUGUGUUCAGGAAUUGAUGGACUGGUGGGGUCCAAUUAAGAUAAAAAUUAUUCAUCUAAUUGAAGCUGGUGCCUCUUUUCCAGAUGCUAGUUUAAUACAUGACAAGUGGUUUGAAGAAUUGGCCCAUGAACAAUUACAAAAAGGUGGUCAGUUUUUUGUGCAAUUCUUAGAGCUAAUCCCAUUCAAUAAACUUGGUCAAGUAUCAGACUUUCAGCAACCUCAUGCACAAUGCAAAUAUUGUAAUUAUGAAAUAAAUGCUGCUGUUGGAACAACAAAAUGGGGAAAAAUUUUAAAACUACUUUUAGAUGAAAUAAAAUCAAACAAUGCAAAUAAACACUUAAUAGAUAUGGAUCUUGUUGCUCUUGCAAAAAUGAUGAAAUCCUCCUUGGGUGAAUCACUUGAAGAUUCUGUAGACAACAUUAUUUAUUAUAUGUGGUACACAAAUCAUUGGUAA
Entrophospora sp. SA101 is the source of this 549-nucleotide messenger RNA. NCBI's taxonomy places the organism in Eukaryota, Fungi, Glomeromycota, Glomeromycetes, Entrophosporales, Entrophosporaceae. The record is from the annotation of a GenBank genome assembly.